Messenger RNA from Temnothorax curvispinosus, 1994 nucleotides. RefSeq names its product L-2-hydroxyglutarate dehydrogenase, mitochondrial (gene L2HGDH). The record is from RefSeq and is a predicted model, not a curated record. The coding region runs from base 162 to 1493 and encodes 443 amino acids. The transcript has 8 exons. Gene Ontology annotation, molecular function: (S)-2-hydroxyglutarate dehydrogenase activity; (S)-2-hydroxy-acid oxidase activity. NCBI's taxonomy places the organism in Eukaryota, Metazoa, Arthropoda, Insecta, Hymenoptera, Formicidae.
GCAAGCGCGUAAAUCUGUAAAUUAUUAGCUGUGAUCAUUAUACAAAUAUAGACUCUGUACUGUUGCAUUUGUGUUACGCAAUCGAGUCACGUGAUCCACGUGUGGAAUAAAAUAUAUGAAAGCGCGCGGUCCUAAUCUGAGGUGACGACGAAUUCGACGUGAUGAGAACGAACGUGAUAACGUCGCUGACCAAGAGGGUUGCGCCGCAGCUGAAUUAUUUAUCUCGUUAUCGGUCCACGGCAAGCACAUGCACCACGUACGACCUGGUGAUCGUGGGUGGUGGAAUCGUCGGCUGCGCGACCGCUCGCGAGAUGAUCAUGCGGCAUCCGAACAUGAAAAUGGCCAUUGUGGAGAAGGAGAACGCUCUGGCUAGGCAUCAAACAGGCCACAACAGUGGCGUGGUGCACGCCGGCAUUUAUUACACCCCUGGAAGCAUGAAGGCGAAACUUUGUGUAGAAGGCCUGAAGCUAUCGUACGAGUACUUUUGCAAGAAUAACAUACCUCAUAAGAAGGUCGGCAAGCUGAUUGUCGCCCAGAAUCCGACUCAAGUCAAGAGGAUAGACGAUCUCUUCGAUAGAGGAACGAAAAACAAAGUGCCCGAUUUACAGAUUGUUGAGAAAGACUGCAUUUCGAAAUACGAACCCAAAUGCAAGGGAGAAAAGGCUAUAUGGUCACCAUGGACUGGUAUAGUGGAUUGGGCGGUUGUGUGUAAAUCUUUUGCCGAAGAUUUUCAAAAGAUGGGAGGCGAAAUUUUUCUCAAUUUCGAAGUAAACGGAUUCACGGAGAUGGCGGAAUCGAAAGGGAAGAGUCAACUAGCUCCCAUAUCCGUUCAAUCGAAAAGCAAAUGCAUACCAACGAAAUACGUGCUGACGUGCGCUGGUCUGCAUUCAGAUCGACUGGCGGUGAUGACGGGCUGCGAUUUAAGUCCGCGAAUAGUACCGUUUCGCGGCGAGUACCUUCUGUUAAACGACAACAAACGGCAUCUCUGCACGACCAAUGUGUAUCCGGUGCCCGAUCCCCGAUUCCCAUUCCUGGGCGUGCACUUCACGCCGAGAGUGAACGGCGAUAUCUGGUUGGGUCCUAACGCUGUUCUCGCGUUCGCUAGAGAAGGCUAUAGUUGGUUUGAUAUAAACGUAAGAGACUGCAUAGAGAUGGCAAAAUUCCCUGGUUUAUACAAACUAUGCUUCCGAUACUUCGUACCAGGUUGCAUGGAGAUGAUAAAAUCAAUCUUCUAUCCGUUGGCUGUGAAGGACCUUCAGAAAUUUAUUCCCGAAGUUACAUACAGAGAUGUGAAAAGAGGACCGGCGGGCGUAAGAGCACAGGCACUGGACAAAGACGGCAAGCUGGUCGACGAUUUUGUUUUCGACGGAGGCACUGGUACGAUCGGAAGCAGAGUAUUACACUGCCGGAACGCGCCAUCGCCAGCUGCAACUAGUUCUAUGGCGAUAGCGAAAUUUAUCGCCGACAAACUCGACCGCGACUUCAAAUUUUAAUGUAUGUUGAUGUACAUAGUCGUCUAAUCGCACAAAUGUGAAAUGCGAAACAGAACAAGCAUUUAAAAAGAAGAUUCCCAAAGAGACUUUCUACGUGUCAUAUAAUUUUGUAUUAAGCAAUUAUCUCGAAAAAUAUAUAUCUGUAUAUUAUACCUUUUUUUAUACAUUAAUGUUUUAGUCGUUAUAGCAGUAAAUAUUUAAGAAACAACUUGUAAUAAGAUAAUAGCAAAAAAGAUCAUUAUAUACAAAAUUCUAUGCUCUUCUAACUUUUUAGCAUUAAUUAAAGUGCCUUAAAAAAAUGUGCUCUGCUACAAAUAUUGAUAAAUAUAUCUGGCAUUAAUAUCUGUGUAAUGCGUUCAUGCUUCCUAAAAGCUACAAAUUAUAUUUUUGUAUAAACUAUCUAAUAAAUUAUUUUUCAAUACUCGGAUAUAAUACACAAAGAUUUCAGACACGAAUAAUAUGUACAGUAAUAUACAAUAAAGUUGAAAUAUAUGUAACAAU